AUGACAGCAGGAAAAGAAACAAUGGGGGAACAACCGAUCUUCACGUGCAAAGCGCACGUGUUCCACAUAGACCCGAAGACGAAAAGAUCCUGGAUGUCCGCUAGCUCGGCUGCGGUCUCCGUCUCGUUCUUCUACGACUCAUCGAGGAACCUCUACCGCAUCAUCAGCGUCGAAGGCACCAAGGCGGUGAUAAACAGCACCAUCACAGCAAACAUGACUUUCACAAAGACCUCCCAAAAGUUCGGCCAGUGGAGCGACGUCAGAGCGAACACGGUCUACGGGCUUGGGUUCGCGUCCGAAGCGGAGCUGGGAAAGUUCAUAGAGAAGUUCCAAGAGGUGAAGGAGGCGAUACAGGCGCAGCAGUGCGGCGCGGGGAAGCCCCCGCCGAACGGUAGCAGCGGCGCCGCCACGCCCGUGGCCAGUGCCACCGCGAGCCCGUUGCUGGCCGGCAGGGCGCCGCCAGACGAGCCGCCGGCUGUCUCGCCCGCGCAGCCCAAAACGGAAAACGACGAGAUGAUGGUCCACCAGCGAGCUCACUCCGUAUCCUCAACUCUACAGAGACAAGAUAACUUAGAGAAUGACGCGCGAUCGAUUUCCGACGCCUCCCGUAAGACGAGCGAUAGGAAAUCGCAGCUGUCUCGCUCUGACACAUCGAAACGUAGACCGGUUAGAAAGAGACGCAAACACUUCGGCGGCGCGAGGGUAGAUCCCAGCGAAAGCUUUGGUGUUUACGUGGCGACAAAGCAUAGGGGUUACGGCGAUAGAGUUAGAAGCGUUGUUGAGAUGAUGAUUUCGAGGGUCCUAUUUUCCGCUGACAUGGGGAAAUACAAUGAUUACCAGCCACGCGAUCUUCUAGAACGUUCUGUGUCAGAUUUGGAUGAGUUAAAACCGGAUCUGGAAACUUCUACCCUGCUCUCCAGAGCCUAUAGCAGCGAU
Molecule: messenger RNA, 936 nt
Organism: Iphiclides podalirius (scarce swallowtail)
Lineage: Eukaryota; Metazoa; Arthropoda; Insecta; Lepidoptera; Papilionidae
Source: the annotation of a GenBank genome assembly